Molecule: messenger RNA, 3385 nt
Organism: Tripterygium wilfordii
Lineage: Eukaryota; Viridiplantae; Streptophyta; Magnoliopsida; Celastrales; Celastraceae
Exons: 9
Coding region: 356-3010 (884 amino acids)
Source: RefSeq, a predicted model, not a curated record
GGAAAAACAAGCAAACAAAACCAACCGCCGUACUGCGUUUCCUCCUUAAAAACCAUCAUAUUUUUUAUUUAAUUUUUUGUUCCCAAAUUUCAAUCUGACUUGUUGUUUGAUUGGUAUACAUUUGGCGGAAACUGUUUUUACCCAAACAGACCCUUUCACUUCAAAAUCAAAAUUUCUUAAUUAGAUCAAGAACACUUGCAGAAUUUUGAUCCUCCGUUUCUCAUUCACCGUGAAAUUCUACAGGCGAUGGUUUUGUACUUGUUCUGACUUGACGGAACGUUCCUUGGAAUUUCUUUGUGUUUGUGUCAAAUCGUUGUUUUUUUUUUGUCGGGUUUGGGAGGAGUUGUGUACUUUCAUGGGCGAUCCUCGAGAUCGGUCGCCUGAAACAAACGGUGCUGUGUUAGCAGAGAAGCCGUCACUGUGCAAUCAAACGCCGAUUGGUGUGGAGUACUGGCAAAAAGCAGAGCAAGUGGUGGAGAGGAUCAUCGCACGGGUCCAGCGGACUACUGACUCCGAAGAGAGGAGAAAGGCUGUCAUUGAUUAUGUGCAGAGGCUUUUACAGAAUUGCCUUGGUUGCGAGGUAUUUCCCUUUGGGUCAGUUCCGUUGAAAACAUAUCUCCCGGAUGGAGAUAUAGAUUUGACAGCCUUUGGGUGGUUUAAUGUUGACGAGGCUCUGGCCAAUGAUGUUUGUUCUGUCCUUGAAAGAGAAGUUCAUAACCGGGCUGCUGAGUUUAUUGUAAAGGACGUGCAAUUAAUCCGGGCUGAGGUUAAACUUGUAAAAUGUCUGGUACAAAACAUUGUGGUCGAUAUUUCUUUCAAUCAACUGGGAGGGCUUUGUACACUAUGCUUUCUUGAGCAGGUCGAUCGGUUGAUUGGUAACAAUCAUAUCUUCAAACGCAGUAUUAUAUUGAUCAAGGCUUGGUGUUACUAUGAAAGUCGUAUUCUUGGUGCUCAUCAUGGCUUGAUUUCUACUUAUGCUUUGGAGACUUUAGUUCUAUAUAUCUUCCAUCUCUUUCACUCAUCACUAAAUGGUCCUCUGGCGGUUCUAUAUAAAUUCUUGGAUUACUUUAGCAAAUUUGAUUGGGACAACUAUUGCAUCAGUUUGAAUGGCCCUGUCAACCUAUCGUCAUUGCCAGAUGUUGUAGUUGACACACCUGGAAAUGGUGGGGCUGGUCGGUUGCGUAGUAAUGAUUUUCUUAGGGAUUGUGUGGAAAUGUUCUCGGUUCCUUCAAGGGGAACUGAGAACAAUUCACGAACAUUUUCCUCAAAGCACCUUAACAUAGUUGAUCCACUCAAAAAAUAUAACAACCUUGGGCGCAGUAUUAGCAAAGGCAAUUCUUACCGAAUAAGGAGUGCUUUCACAUAUGGGGCUAAAAAACUUGGACAAAUCCUUGCCCAGCCAGAGGAGAAGAUAGCUGAUGAACUUAGCAAAUUUUUCUGUAACACCCUUGAUAGGCAUGGAAAUGGACGGAGGCCUGAUGUUCAAGAUCCUAUCCCAAUGGCUGGACAUAAUGGGCUUGAUACUACCCUUUUUUCAGGUGCUAAAUCAUAUCAUGAAGAUCCAAUGUUUUAUGAAUCAGAAUCUGCUGAUUCAAGUGGCACAACUGGGCCAUUCAAAUUGAUUCAUGAGCGACCAUUAUCUCCUAGAAUCCAUGAUUUCAUGUUAUCAGUGACGGAUAUGACUCUGAAUGGGCCUCAGAGUUCUAGGAGGAAUGGUCCUAAUGGGAGCCCUCUUUCUGAGAUUCGUCUUUCUGGGGAUGCAAAGGACCUUGCAACAUCCAGACUACAAGAUCUAAAGUUAGCAGAUGAUGUGAUUAAGUCUUCUUCUGCUCCUGUUCCCGAGGAGACUGUUGCUCACACACAUAAGCCACAAUUUGCACCUCAUCUUUUUUUCCAUUCCUCAGCCAGGGGAAAUGGAGAAGUGAACGAUGGAAAACCAUAUUUGAAAUUACCUGAAAGCUCUGUUUCUACUGACAAGAGAGUCUCAUCUGGGAUUUCACCCGAACCUGGUGAGGACAAAGGCUCUGUUACCAUUGACCAGGAUGAGGAUUAUUUAACAAAUCCUCAGGCUGUUUCACCUACUGGACGUAUGAAAAAUCGUGCACUCUGGAGUGCAGCUGCUUGGUCUGUGGAGGACCUUCAUCCUGGGUAUUCUAGUUAUCAGAUGCUAGUUGGUACUGGUGGAAGUUCCGAGGCUUCGAAUUCUCUGUCUGAUCUCAGGGGAGAUUACGAGAGUAUUUUAAAUAGUUGGCAUCAUGGUCGCCAGUGGUUCAAGUCUGCCUUGAAUGCCUCUGCUCCUCUAUCUCCUACAACGCCCUCUCAUUUCCAGGGCAAGAAUUCAAGAGAGGUACCAAGGCAGUCAAUGCAGUUCAGGCAGAAUUCAUUCUCCCCUAUGAAUGCCAAUGGCAUCAUCCACAGACCAGUGUUGUACCCAAUGAGUCCACCUGUAUUGACUGGGACAUCCUUUGGUAUGGAAGAGAUGCCAAAGGCUAGAGGGACAGGAACAUACUUUCCCAAUAUGAACCAUUAUAGGGACCGACCUUUGGCAGCUAGGGGAAGGCAGCAAGCACCACCGUGGUCUCCUUGUAGCAAUAUUCAUGUCGUAACUGCCCUGGACACAAAUUUAUCUGAGAGAAGCAGCCGUGAGUUAGGACAAGUGCAGUUUUAUGCAAAGUAUGCUGGUUCAGAUCUUCGCAACUCCGGUUCCCCUGAGGGAAAUUCUCACCCUGGAGCAAAUGGUUUAAUCCAUCUCCCAGAGAGGGCUGUAGAAUAUGGGCCAUUUGGGUACCCACAAUGGGGGGGAUCCUCACCAGAAGGUGUCCGGCCCCAGAAUCCAGAUUUUGCUCUGACUCAAGAUUCAAGAUUUAAUAUCCCCACAGCAGCAAUGCAAACAUCAAAACAAGCAUCGGGCGUGGAUAAGGAUAGGAUUGCUGUACAGUCACAUCAGUUGAACAACUUGAACUUGAAAGACAAAGAUGAUUUCCCACCUUUAUCUAUUUGUCCCCAAUGAGAAGGGAUUAUCUAUAUGUGGUUUGGAGGAAUAGCACAGCAUAUGCUAGCAAAGGAACGUAGCCUUCAGCUUUCUGUAUGCAGCUCCGAGUCCAUUUGGAAGCUCUGUGAAUGGGAUUCAGGAUCUUGUAUUUUUAGUGAAUUUGUAAGCUUACCAAUCAUUUUAACUCUGUGAAAACCUGUAAUCUCUGCUUUAGAAAGAGUUGUUAAUUUAUAGGAUGCUCAAAUCAUGGUUUUGUACUAGGGUUGGCUUGUUGCGGCUGAAAUUGUAGACUAAAGAUGCUGAAGUGCUACCUAGUUCAGCUGUAACUUAACUGCUGGAUUUUCCGAUAGAAUUUUCUCCAGGCAGGAAAAGAAAAAGAAAAAUUUAUUUAAA